Drosophila mauritiana is the source of this 752-nucleotide messenger RNA. RefSeq lists its product as uncharacterized. The record is from RefSeq and is a predicted model, not a curated record. Lineage: Eukaryota; Metazoa; Arthropoda; Insecta; Diptera; Drosophilidae. The transcript is spliced from 2 exons. Bases 101 to 604 code for a protein of 167 amino acids.
AUCAGUUGAAAUCGAAUUCGUUGGGUAUUUAAGAAGAGUGCGUAGGAAGUUAACACGCAUUCAGCAGUCAGAGAAGGAAUAGUCAACUCGUUAUUAAAAUAUGACAACAAAUUCAGUAAUUGAUAAGAACUCGGAAGGAGAUUACGACCUGGAUGAGGAAAUCGACAGCCAUUUGAGGAGAUUGUUCUAUAUAAAACCAAAAGCUGCAACACCCAAACUCAAUCCCUACAUAGUGGAAUUCUUUGGAGUUCUUAGCUUAACAGAUCUCCGUGCCCCACAAAGAAAGCUAUGGGUCAUAUAUCACGCCAAGCAGCCGGAUCUGGACAAGACCGUAGAUGCGAUCCACGAGAAGUACGGCAAGAAGAAUAUGUUUGAUCUGUACCGCACCCCAGUUUUCAGUGGAGUUGCUCUGCGGGAGAGUGUGAGGAAGCACUUCUCGAACCUCAAGUGGUUUACGACGGGAAAUCUCCUGGAAGCCCCACCUAAAAGCCACUUCAACGACGAGAAAGUGGUGAAAACCAUCACGGAUCUACAUCAUCUGGAACAGCAGAGACUAUAUAAUUAUGUGAUGGUGAAGAAUAUGUGGUAUAUGCGGUACCGCUAACCGAACCUGUGAUAGUUCUAUGUAAAAGGAAAAAUCACAAAAUUCAUUUAACAUAAUGGUUUGCUACCCAAUCAAAUAGUAUUGUUUGAUUGAAGUAAAACUUUUUUUAAAUCCCUAUACUUUGUUGAAUAAAGUACAUAAUAAGUAU